AUGGAUGCCAGCAGACAGUAUGAUCUAGUCCUCCAUGGACCUACAGGAUAUACAGGCCGUCUCUGUGCCGAACACAUUGUCAAGCAUCUUCCAACCAAUUUAAAAUGGGCCCUCGCGGGACGUUCUCUUGAAAAGGUCGAGAAGAUUGGCAAGGAACUUAAAGAGUUGAAUCCGGAUCGCACGGAGCCAGACACUUUGGCAGUCCAAUUGAACGCCACCGAACUCAAUAGCCUGGCUCAGAAGACCAGGCUCAUCAUCAACUGCGUCGGUCCAUAUCACUUGUACUCGACUCCGGUGGUCGAAGCAUGUGCCGCCAAUGGAACCCACUAUGUUGAUGCUACCGGAGAAACCCCCUGGAUCAAGACUAUCAUCGAGAAGUAUCAUGAGAUCGCGAAGUCCAAUGGUGCUAUCGUGAUUCCGUCUGUUGGGAUCGAAAGUGCUCCGGCCGAUAUCUUGACCUGGUCGGUUGUCAAGCGCGUGCGGGAAGAGUUGUCGUGCCAUACCCGGGAAGUCACCUGCGCCAUCGACGAAAUGAAGAGCUCCGGGGUGAGUGGUGGUACCCUUAGCACCAUUCUGACCACACUUGACACGGUUUCGCUUUCCGACGUGCUGAAGUCCACCCACCCCUUCGCGUUGGCUGCCUCCACGCCCCCUAAGGACAUCCCCCGUGAGUCGAUCAUGGAGAAAGUGCUGGGUGCUCGCGCGGUGCGCGACCUGGGUACCCUGACGACCUCCCCGUCCGCAACGUGCGAUAUCACGAUCGUGCAUCGCAGCAGCACCUUGAUGCCGGAGUUCUACGGUCCCCGGUUCUACUUUCGACAGUUCCUCCGCGUGCGGAACGUGGUUGUCGGCAUUGCAGUUCAUUACCUGUUUCUGAUCGGUAUCACGCUGUUGCUUCUGCCUCCAGUCCGGUGGCUGGUGAAGCAGAUCGCCUACGGUCCGGGACAGGGUCCCAGCAUGGAGAGUUCUCGCGACGACCGAGUGGAGUACCGUGCCGUGGCGACGGCGGAUCAGGACACGCCAUCCCCGAAGCGGGUUCUUGGGAAAUUGAAGAUCCAGGGUAGCAUGUAUUCGGUCACGGGACUAUUGAUGGCGGAGGCAGCCAUGACCAUUCUGGAGAACGAGGACAAGGUCAGAAAGGUCUCCCGGGGAGGCAUCGUGACAUCGGCCACGCUGGGACAGGAUUACGUGGAUCGGCUGGAGAAGGUCGGGUGCAAGUUCGAGUCGCAGAUAUUUGAUUACUGA
Aspergillus terreus NIH2624 is the source of this 1245-nucleotide messenger RNA. RefSeq lists its product as uncharacterized. The transcript is spliced from 5 exons. NCBI's taxonomy places the organism in Eukaryota, Fungi, Ascomycota, Eurotiomycetes, Eurotiales, Aspergillaceae. Gene Ontology annotation, biological process: glycolipid biosynthetic process. Bases 1 to 1245 code for a protein of 414 amino acids. The record is from RefSeq and is a predicted model, not a curated record. Gene Ontology annotation, cellular component: plasma membrane; lipid droplet; mitochondrion.